Panicum hallii is the source of this 1365-nucleotide messenger RNA. RefSeq lists its product as uncharacterized. The record is from RefSeq and is a predicted model, not a curated record. Gene Ontology annotation, cellular component: plasma membrane. The transcript is spliced from 2 exons. Bases 165 to 1061 code for a protein of 298 amino acids. NCBI's taxonomy places the organism in Eukaryota, Viridiplantae, Streptophyta, Magnoliopsida, Poales, Poaceae.
UCCAUGGCCGCUAUAAGUAGCAGCUGCAGCUAAUCAGUCAGCAGCUAGGCACCAAACCAUCACUUCCCACUCCCACCCUCACCCCAGGCCUCGCGAUCUUCCCCGUCGGGGUCCACCACCGCGUACCAUCACAGCACCUAGCUACCGCGCCCGCGUCCCCGGCCAUGGCCGAGAAGCCGCCUCUGCCGCCCAAGCCCAAGCCGCCCCGGCCGCCGCCCAAGGGGCCAGCCGCGGCGGCGAGGCCCGCGCCCGCGCCGGCCCCCGCCACCGGCGCCCGGACCGCGCCGCCUUUCAAGAAGCCAGCUCUCGCGCCGCCGCCGCAGGUACUCCCGCUCAAGCCGCCGCCGGCGCGCCAGUACCUCCACCAGCUGCAGCCGCCGCCCGCUGGCGGCGCGCGGAAGCCGGCGCGGUACCGCCAGCAGCACCGCCGCGGCGGCGGGUGCUCCUGCCGCCGCGCGUGCUGCCUCGCCGCGGGGUUCGCCCUCCUCGCGCUCUGCCUGGCCCUCGCCGCGGCGUGCCUCGCGUACCUCUACUACCGCCCGCGCCCGCCGUCGUUCCACCUGCAGCCGCUGGCCCCCGUGCGGCUCCGCCUCGGCAACUCCUCGGCGGCGCCCGCCCUGGACGCCACCGUGGGCGCGCGCGCCGUGUCGUGGAACCCCAACGAGCGCGUCGCGUUCCGGUACGGCGCCGGCGAGGGCCGCGUCGCGCUGGCCGACGCCGACGGGGACGUCGCGCUCGGGUGGGCGCCCGUCGCCGGGUUCGAGCACGCGCCGCGGAGCGUCGCUGCCGUGGCGUUCGUGGCGACCGCCAGGGGCGUGGUCGUCGACGAGGCCGUCGCGGCGCGGGUGCGCGACCGGUACCGGCGGCGGCAGCAGGCGUUCAGGGUGGUGGUGGACACCCGCGUCGGCGUCCGCGUCGGGGCGCUGCGCACCGGCAUGGUGCCGGUCAGGCUGGUCUGCGACGGCGGCGUGAUGGCGCCGCGCGGCGGCGGGACCCCGGUGGGCCCCCUGAGCAGAUGCCAGGUGUAUCUGUUCAGAGUAAGAUGGUUUAGCUUGAACUGAAGGCACGUCCGGGGCAUCAGGGCUCCUAGCUGCUUAGAGACCACGUCGAGCUGCUACCGGAGGCGCCGAAGCUGCAGACGCCGUAAAUUAUCCGCGUGUUUCGCCGACAAGAUUGGUUGGUUUGCUCCCAACUUGAUUGGUUCUGAAUACAUAUGUGGAUGGUCUGGAGACCCUGAAGCAUUUUAGUAAAAGCUAAAGAAACUGAGUUUGUAACUGUAUAUUACACUCCCAGCUCCCAAUUCUUUUGAUUGUGUGGUGCAUACAUAGCAGGAAUGGAAUGGACGAUGGGUGUGUGUUCUUCUCA